This is a messenger RNA of Lithohypha guttulata, 954 nucleotides long. RefSeq lists its product as uncharacterized. Gene Ontology annotation, molecular function: lipase activity. The transcript is spliced from 3 exons. The record is from RefSeq and is a predicted model, not a curated record. NCBI's taxonomy places the organism in Eukaryota, Fungi, Ascomycota, Eurotiomycetes, Chaetothyriales, Trichomeriaceae. The coding region runs from base 1 to 954 and encodes 317 amino acids.
AUGCCUGUCUUGGCACCAGCAUCAGGCACGUCGCAACCACCAUAUCCUCUGCAUGCGUCUAUUGUGGACAAACUAGAUCCACAGUAUGUCGCCUUUUACAACAAGCACAUCAUCAAUGCACAACAAGUACACUAUCAGCCUGUGGCUGCCUCAAGGGUGGGCGGCAAGCUCAUCCCAGGCGGAAGCAAUAACCUACCUGUCGACCUGACUCAAGACUUCUCUAUCUCACGUCAAGAGACCGAGGGUCCUGAAGUGGAUGGCCAGUCAUGGUUUACUUUCAUGGCGGUGGUUGGGUUCUUGGCAAUAUUGACACAGAGAAUUCGGCUCGCACCCGAAGAUCCUUUCCCAGCCGCUGUGCACGAUUCGUGGGAGGCACUACUGUGGACGGUCUCGAAAGGAGUUCAGAUCCUCAACCUGAACAAGGAUCUGGUCGCCAUUGGUGGCUCAUCAGCAGGAGGUAAUCUUGCUGCUGUACUGACUCAGAAAGCAACUGAGCUGCUCCCUACACUCAAGUUCAGGGUGCAACUGCUCAUCGUCCCUGUCACGGACAAUACUGCUGCCGUAACCACAAACGCCACGUACAAGUCCUGUCAGUUCACAGCGGCGCUUCCAGCAGAGAAAAUGCUAUGGUAUCGCAACCAUUAUCUCCCAGAUCAAACGAUGUGGACAGCGCUCGAAGCCUCACCACUGCUCGCCCCAUUGAAAACCUUUGCAAAGCUUCCGCCUGCUGUCAUUCUAGUAGGCGAGCUGGACGUGCUGCGUUGGGAGGGUGAGGAGUAUGCGCGGAAGCUGAAUGCGGCUGGUGUCCAUGCAAAGGUAGAAUUGAUGAAGGGUAUGCCUCAUCCUUUCUUGGCGAUGGACGGCGUGCUUGAUGAAGGGAAGAGAGCGAUCACCAUAUUGUGCGAGAGCCUGAAAGACGCUUUCGCUUCACCUUCCGCAGACCUAGAACAAUAA